This is a messenger RNA of Schizosaccharomyces osmophilus, 696 nucleotides long. RefSeq names its product N-acetyltransferase. Gene Ontology annotation, molecular function: acyltransferase activity, transferring groups other than amino-acyl groups. Lineage: Eukaryota; Fungi; Ascomycota; Schizosaccharomycetes; Schizosaccharomycetales; Schizosaccharomycetaceae. The transcript has a single exon. The record is from RefSeq and is a predicted model, not a curated record. The coding region runs from base 1 to 696 and encodes 231 amino acids.
AUGUCAGAAACACAUAUUGUAGAUGGAGAAGCCUUGCAAUUUCGCAACUUGAAAUACUCAGAUCUUGGGCCGAUUGCGGCACUGAACCUUCGUGCUUUUCAGGAUAGUGAAACAUAUCAAUGGAGAUUUCGCGGCGUCUCCUCGGCGGCUUUGGUAGCAAUUGUAAAGCACUUUGGUAGGAAAGCUUAUUUGGAUCCCCAUGUAAACUGCAAAGUAGCCUAUACUUCGUCUCAUCCAUAUCUUGGUUUUUUGGCCUACGAACAGCUUCCUCCUGCUAAACUCUCUUAUUACGAAAAAUUCAUCAAAUGGGUUAAUUCUCUUUAUGAACGUUUUCUUUAUUGGUGGUAUGAUGCUAGUGCUGUCAAACGCCGUAUGCAGUACAAUGAAGUCCAAUACGGAACGAUGCUUUACAAAACGGGUUUACUGGCUCAACCAAAUGGUUUCUUGCAUGUUCAUUUGAUUUCCGUUAAUCCAGAUAUCCAAAAGAAGGGAGUUGGCAAGGCUAUCUUGAACAUUGUCCAUCGUGAUGCCGAUAAGUAUCGCCUUCCCUGCUUCCUUGUUGCUAGUACAGCCGGUUUUGGUAUGUACGAACAUUUGGGCUACCGUACAAUUGCCACUACAGAGCUCCGUGAUGAUGAAACCGGUGAACUAGUCAAACUUAGUUCAGGCAUGAUCAGAGAUGCUAAAAAAGACUAG